Molecule: messenger RNA, 3208 nt
Organism: Drosophila grimshawi
Lineage: Eukaryota; Metazoa; Arthropoda; Insecta; Diptera; Drosophilidae
Gene: Sugb
Product: major facilitator superfamily domain-containing protein 6
Exons: 6
Coding region: 544-2226 (560 amino acids)
Cellular component (GO): membrane
Molecular function (GO): transmembrane transporter activity
Source: RefSeq, a predicted model, not a curated record
CGUUAGAGGAAGCAUGUUCGCCGUUGCUGUCGUAGGCGUCUGUUGGACACAUGCUUAAAUUUGUCUGUCUGUGAGAGAUAAGCGGCAAGUGAAAACAGUAAUUUAGAUAUGCACGUAUCCAGCACAACGUGUCAGUUGAACGUCGUCGCUGGUGGAAUUCUUACCGCAUACGCAUCAAAUUGCGCGUGCUUCAAGUGAAUUCGUAGCAUGCAAAAUGCUAUAUUUGCGGACAAGCUUAAUAUAAUGUUGACACCAGCGAAUUCGAUGGGAAUACAAGAAACGUGAUCACGAUACGCACUUAUACACUCACACAGACACACACACAACUGCAUAUAUUAAUAUUUAUGUGUGUGUGUGUUUGCAAUUUAGUCAAGUGCAAUCGGAUAAUUAAUGCUUAAGCUAGCUCUUUGCUCGAAUGAAUCAACACUUAUUAAAAUCAAGUGUGUGAAGAUUGGGUGAAAUUGUGAACAGUGCAAAAGUCAAAUUUGCGUUUAAUGCAUUGCUUAUAGCCACAAAUUAGAGCAACAAAGCAAACGAGCCAAAAUGAAGGCCAGCAUCGAUAAGGAAUUGCUGCCGAUGAAGGCGCAUUACUUUCUCUUUAAUGCCGGCACCGCACCCGUUGUACCCUUUAUGCCACAACUGGCACAACAGCUCGGCUAUUCCCCGGUUGUUGUGGGCACCAUUUACAUGAUACUGCCCAUCAUUGGUUUGCUGGCCAAGCCAAUAUUUGGCUAUAUUGCCGAUCGCUAUCAUAAGCAUCGAUUCCUCUUUCUGGCCGGUCAACUGCUGACCGCCGUUGCCUUUUUCCUGAUCAUGUUUGUGCCCUCUGUGGAGAAGCCACAACUCAAAUGUCACGACGGCUUUACGAACAUCCAAUACUGCACAGGGGGGAAUGCAUCGGACACGAAGACACAAGUGGAGACGCAUCGGACGCUGGGCUGCAACAUGCACUGCCAAAUGGAGCAAACAAUGUGGGACAUUGUGUGCCAGUAUUGGCUAAAGAACACAACGAGCAACUGCAUAACAACAAGAGAAAUCCUUGAGAGUGGCAAUUGUCUGCACUUUAUGAUACCACAAAAUCUGGGCACGCAGGACGCACAAAAUGUGUCCAUGUAUUGUCCGCAGAGCAAGGAGAUGUACAAGCCCAGUCAGGAGGUGUAUCUGAAAGAAAUACCAACAGUGAUCAACACUAGCUCCGCAAUGGCCAUGCCCGAAUUCUGGUUCUUCUUUAGCCUCCUCAUCGUCAGCUGGGUAGGCAUGGCUGUGGUCGUCAGCAUUGGCGAUGCCAUUUGUUUUGGCAUCCUCGGCGAUCGUCAUCAUUUAUAUGGCAGGCAGAGAUUGUGUGGCUCCCUGGGUUGGGGCAUCUUUGCGCUGGUUGCUGGACUCCUCGUGGACACCAUGUCCAAUGAGGGCAGCUCGGACAAGAAUUAUACGAUUGUCUUCUGGAUGACUCUCGUUAUACUCGGCUUCGAUAUGCUCGCCUCCACCAAGCUAAAGCACACACAGACGCACAUGUCGGCGAAUAUACUGAAGGAUGUGGGUCAGAUGUUUCUAUCGAUGCGUUGCGUUGUCUUCUUUCUCUGGUGCGUGGCGAUUGGAUUGGGAACGGCUCUGAUUUGGAAUUUCCUCUUCAUCUAUUUGGAGGAGCUAGCCGAGCUCUAUGACAAUGGCAACGAUUACAUUAAAACGCUGGAGGGAUUGGUGAUGAGCAUUCAGUGCUUUGGCGGUGAACUGCCAUUUUUCUUCAUGUCCGGCUGGAUAUUGAAGCGGAUCGGGCAUGUGAAUGCGAUGAGUCUGGUGCUCUUUGGAUUCGGUGUGCGUUUCAUUUUGUACUCGAUGCUGCAGAAUCCGUGGUAUAUACUCCCCAUUGAGCUGCUGAAUGGCGUCACCUUUGGCCUCUUCUAUGCAACGAUGGCCUCGUAUGCCAGCAUCGUGGCACCACCGGGCACCGAGGCCACCAUGCAGAGUCUGGUGGGUGCCAUCUUUGAGGGCGUUGGCGUCUCCAUGGGCAGCCAAAUCGGUGGGCAACUGUUUGUUGCCGUCAGUGCUCGGACCACGUUUGAGAUCUUUGGCAUUGGUGCGUUCAUUGCGUUCAUUAUCCACGUCUGCCUCCAAAUGUAUCUGCAGCGCAAUGGUCCACCUGAAAAUGGCACUGUCAAAUAUUUUGCACCGACAGAUGCAAUGCACAUGCUGAAUGAACCGGAAUAUACAAGUAGUAUUAGCUAAGCUGCCUGCCUAUUCUUCUUUCUCUUCUUCUUGCUCUGUGAUCUACCGAUAUAUAUUUAUAUAUAUACCAUAUAUAUAUCCUUUGUCAGCGAUUAACCAACACUUCUCAACCAAGAACAACACGAAAAAGCAACAGCAACAACAAAAACAACGGCAAAUUUAAUAACUUUUCUUAAUUGUAUUUAUAAUGUUUAUAACUAGUUGUACUUUACACACACACGCACACACAAUACACGCACACACAACACACACACACACCACACACAGUUAUUUUAGUGCAUGUUCGCAUACUUAUUCCAUGGAUAUGCUAAGUUUAUGCGUAUAAUAAUCGUGAUAUCUCUUUGUAGUCAUACAUUUAACAAAUAUCUCUCGAAAUUUCAAAAAACUUAUCACAUUAUCACGUUCAGUCAGCGCAUAAACGUAGUAAAUUGCAAAAAUUUGUUAAACUUAACUUGGCAUGUGUUAAAAAUUGUAUUAAUAACUUUGUAAUUGUCACGUGGAAUGUUUAAAUGUUUAGAGCUCAUUUUUGUUAAAUUUCAACUGCAUGUGGCUUAAUUUCAAUAUUAUACAUAUAUUCUGUGAAAUCUCAAAAGUAUUUACCAAAUUAUACAAAAAAUAUAUGAGAAAAAAUAGAAAAACAAAUCUUGAUUGUAGAUAUUGAGUAAGUGUAAAAUGUUAUACAAUAUUUAUUUAGUUGAUGUAGUCGAUUCCCGCCUUUUGUUUUAGUUAUAAUACUAUUUAGUUAAUUAUAGUAGACAACUAAUGCGACUGGCUGCCGAUGAGCGACUCUUCUUGUUGCUGUUUGUCGAGUUUUCGCUGAAAAUCACGUUGCUUGCAGCUGGCAACAUUUGCGGCUCGUUUCUGUAAUUACAGAAUUAGAGAUAAAAAUAUAAAUACAAAUAAAAAAAAACAGUUUAUGAUUAUGUUUAUACUUUUAUGCUUUUAUACAAUGCAAUAAAGUUACGUUUUUUUCUUUCUUUCA